Molecule: messenger RNA, 1542 nt
Organism: Colletotrichum orchidophilum
Lineage: Eukaryota; Fungi; Ascomycota; Sordariomycetes; Glomerellales; Glomerellaceae
Product: seryl-tRNA synthetase
Exons: 1
Coding region: 1-1542 (513 amino acids)
Biological process (GO): mitochondrial seryl-tRNA aminoacylation
Cellular component (GO): mitochondrion
Molecular function (GO): ATP binding; serine-tRNA ligase activity; tRNA binding
Source: RefSeq, a predicted model, not a curated record
AUGGGGAGAGAUCCAACAUGUCUCCUGCGCAGCUCACUAGGGGCAGCAAGGAAGCGCCUCCUGCCAAUCUCACCCACGCCGCGCAUCAGCAGAGUUAACUGCCUGGCACCCCAACGUCGUGCCUUUGCCGACGUCAAGCGCCCCUCGACUGCGCCAAAACCCAUCAUCGACAUCAGACACAUCAGGGAGAACCCGGAACUACACGAGCAAAACUGUCGCGAGCGCAAUUACGUCCAACAGAGCAAGAGCCCCGCCCGCAUCAAGGAAAUCUUUGCACAAUGGCAGGCCCUCCAAAAGGACAGCCGCGCCGUGCGCGAAAGGUCGAACCUCUUGCGGCGCCAGAUCGCCAACCCAGUGUCCAGCCGCGACGACGCAGAUUUUGAAGACAGUAGGCAAAAGUCUCGCGACGAGCUGCUCGAGGAGGCGCGUGUGCUCAAGCAGAAGCUCUCGGCGGUGGAGCAGGAAGAGGCGAAGCUCGUCGAGGAGAUGGAGGCCCUCGCCCUGGCCAUCCCCAAUCUCACCAGUGAGGUCACCCCCGUCGGCGAUGAGCCGCGGCUGCUGAGCUACAUCAACGAACACCCGGCCGAGACGCCCAGCGCCUCGGACAAGGUGUGGCGAUCUCAUGUCCACAUUGGCUCGGAACUGGGCCUGCUCGACUUCGCCGCCGCCGGCAACACCUCGGGCUGGGGCUGGUACUACCUCCUCGACGAGGCUGCUCAGCUGGAACAGGCCCUCGUCCAGUAUGCCCUCGCAGUCGCCACGAGACACGGCUGGCGACAGGUCGCUCCGCCCAGCGUCGUCUACAGCCACAUCGCCUCGGCCUGCGGCUUCCAGCCACGCGACCAAAAUGGCGAGCAGCAAAUCUACGCCCUCGCGCAGUCCCAGGCCGACGCGGACCGCGGUAAGCCAGAACUCUCCCUCGCGGGGACCUCGGAGAUCCCCCUGGCGGGCAUGAAGGCCGAAACGACCCUGGACGCCUCGGAGCUCCCGAUGAAGCGCGUCGCCGUCUCUCGAUGCUACCGCGCCGAGGCCGGCGCCCGCGGCGCGAGCACAAAGGGGCUGUACCGCGUACACGAGUUCACAAAGGUUGAAAUGUUCGCCUGGACCCCGCCAGACGCCGACGAGACUGUCGACGUGUUUGAAGAGAUGCUCGACAUCCAAACCGAAAUCCUCGGGUCUCUAGGCCUGCACUGCCGCGUCCUUGAGAUGCCGACCGCGGACCUCGGUGCCUCUGCCGUCCGCAAGUGCGACAUCGAGGCCUUCUUCCCGUCUCGGCAGGAACAGAACGACGGUUGGGGCGAGGUCACGUCCGCCAGCAUCUGCACCGACUACCAGACGCGAAGGCUCGCCACGCGGGCCAAGAUUGACGGCAAGCUCACAUUCCCCUGGACUGUCAACGGCACUGCUCUCGCUGUCCCGAGAGUGUUAGCUGCGCUCUUGGAAGCCGGAUGGAACGAACAGGAAAUGUCCGUCUCCAUUCCAACUUGCCUGCAGCCUUGGAUGGAUGGAAAAGAAAAGAUCGUCCGGAAGACUAUCUCAUAG